Erpetoichthys calabaricus (reedfish) is the source of this 8011-nucleotide messenger RNA. It is a transcript of the gene hic1, whose product is annotated as hypermethylated in cancer 1. The coding region runs from base 308 to 2551 and encodes 747 amino acids. The record is from RefSeq and is a predicted model, not a curated record. Gene Ontology annotation, biological process: regulation of transcription by RNA polymerase II. Gene Ontology annotation, cellular component: nucleus. Lineage: Eukaryota; Metazoa; Chordata; Cladistia; Polypteriformes; Polypteridae. Gene Ontology annotation, molecular function: RNA polymerase II cis-regulatory region sequence-specific DNA binding; protein binding; DNA-binding transcription factor activity, RNA polymerase II-specific. The transcript is spliced from 2 exons.
AACACUUACUUCUCAUAGAGGUCUCUUUAUCUCUAGAACUGUUAGAGCUCCAAUACAAAAAUAGCUAAGGAAAUUGCCAAAAUAAAAAAUCGAAGGAAACUGAUGUUGGAGUCGGCACGUAUUUUUUAGGAGGGGUGAUAGUGAGAGAGAGAGAGAGAGAGAGCGAGAGAAGGGGGCGAGGGAGAAGAGAGAGAGCGAGCAAUUAAUAGCAAGGAGUUGGCAGAGUGGUUGAGGAAGCUGGCAUGAUCCUCGGGAGGUUGGCAGUUCAGACUUGAGACGUCAGACAUGACUCUAGAAGACUGCUGAGAUGAUCAUUAAGCGAGACUUAUAUCGGAUGGCUGACGGAUCUGGGCAUCCAGGCAGAGGGUUGAGGACAAUGCUGGAUGCGAUGGAGGUACCGAGUCACGCUCGACAUUUGCUAAUGCAGCUCAACACGCAACGGACCAAAGGCUUCCUCUGUGAUGUUAUCAUUGUGGUACAGAAUGCUCUUUUCCGGGCACACAAGAAUAUCCUAGCUGCCAGCAGCAUUUACCUGAAAUCCCUGGUAGUUCAUGACAAUCUAAUCAACCUGGAUCACGAGAUGGUAAGCCCAGGGAUCUUCCGGAUUAUCCUGGAUUAUAUUUAUACUGGACGGCUAAGCGAUGGGGAUCAAGUGACUGAGCAAAACCUGAGUGCGGUCUUGGCAGCAGCAAGUUACCUGCAGCUCCUGGACCUGGUGGCCCUGUGCAAAAAGAAGUUGAAGCGCAAUGGGAAGUACAGUCACAUCCGCUCAGGAUACUCGGGCUAUCCUAAAAUUUCAAGAGGAAGUGGGGCAUUUCGUGCCUCCACUCCUGUGAUCCAGUCAUGCUUUUCAGGAGUGGCAGGGAACAAUCUCCCUAGGACACCCCUUGAAAUAGCACCCAUGGACUCUGUGCUUACACAUCCCCUAGCCACUCACACAGGAGAGCUAUAUGCCCCCUCCUCUCAGGUCAGUCAAAUAUACCACCAGACAGUGGGUACGCGGCUUUCUGAGAGAGAUUGUUCCCCACUUUACGGCUUAGAUUUGUCCAAAAAAUGUCAUGGCUCUCAAAGCCAGGUCUCUUCUCAACAUCCAGGCACCCACCCCCAUGAAGACACUGCUUCACUUAUGAACAGGGCUGAGCAGGCCCAGUUAGGUCCUGGCCGUGAAACCCCACCUGGUUCUUUGCUGGUGAACAACGGCAGCCCCUACUCCAGCAAAGAGCCCACCCCAAACUUCCAUAGCAAGAUGGAUAUUGAUGAGCACACUGUACCACUGUCUCAGAUGGCUGCCUCUCUUCACCCUCCCUCCUCCUCAUUAAGCCCUGAGCAGCAUAGUCAUAAUCAAGACCCAUUUCCUUGCGUGCCAAGCCCAGACUCAGACCUUCAAGUACAGUCUGACCUGGGACGGGAUGUUGAGGAUAGAGGAAGUGUAGGCGUUUACCGAUGGAUGAAGCACGAGCCAGGAGCGGGUUACCCUGAAGACGACGAGGACUGUGAGCACGAAAAGGAUCCUGGCCGGAGAGAAGAUAAAAAAUUGGAUGAUUCACUACCUCCUCCACAUGCAAUGGAAGGUGGCCGGCGGGGAUACUCGGCAUCUUUAGUCUGUGAUGUGGAAGAUGACAAGAGUGGCAGUAGUGAGGAAAGUGCCAGCAGUGAUGGCCCUUCCCCAUCCGGUAACAUUGAUCGAUUCCAUCUUUCCUAUGACCCUGAAUCUUUUGGGGACAACUUGUAUGUGUGCAUCCCUUGUGGGAAAGGGUUCCCCAGCUCUGAACAACUCAAUGCUCAUGUUGAGGCUCAUACAGAAGAAGAACUCUAUAGCAAAGACUCAGGAGGAGAGAUGGGAUGCACCAAUAACAGUGGUGGCAAUUCCUACCUGGAUAAGUCCAGUCCAAGUCUGGUGGGGGAAAUCAUCCGGCCGUACCGCUGCUCCUCCUGUGAGAAGUCCUACAAAGAUCCUGCCACCCUAAGGCAGCACGAGAAAACCCACUGGCUAACCCGGCCAUACCCUUGCAGCAUCUGUGGGAAGAAGUUUACGCAGCGUGGCACCAUGACGCGACACAUGCGCAGCCACCUGGGGCUCAAGCCCUUUGCCUGUGAUGCAUGUGGUAUGCGCUUCACUCGGCAGUAUCGGCUGACAGAACAUAUGCGUAUCCAUUCGGGGGAGAAGCCCUAUGAGUGCCAGGUCUGUGGGGGCAAGUUUGCCCAGCAGCGCAAUCUCAUCAGCCAUAUGAAAAUGCAUACAGUAGGAGGGGGUGCAGGUCCUGAUGGCAAGAUUAAGAUGGAUUUCAUGGAAGGCAUCUACCCACUGAGCAAGUAUGCAGCUGAGCACUUGGGGUUGAAGCAGGAGAAGAUGGCAGCUUCCGAAAUUCUGGCGCAGGCUUCACAGCACUUUCUUGGUGACUCAAAAGCAAUUGAGAGCCUAUAUCCACUCAGCAAGUUUGCAGUAGAGCAUCUGGGAAUCAACCAUGAGAAGGUGGCCUCUGAGGUCCUAAGUCAGGCUCCCCACCUGGUUGGUGAGUCUCGAGUCAUCGAUAGGUUCUCACCAAGCUAAGGUGGGAAAUGUUGAGGAUGGACUCGAAAUAGACUGUCCUUCUUUGGAAGAGACUCCAACUGUGAGCCACCCAAACAAAAUAUGAACAGCAGCUUUUUCUUUUGAAUGUUAUGAGAAAGCAAACCAAAGAACAAUUCAUUUAGGCUUAAUUUACAUUAUACAGUGUUUUAUAUGUUUCUACUUUUGUUAAAAGGAUCAUAAUACAGUAUUUUUAUAUCUCGACUGUUACUGAGCUAUAGAGCCAAGUAUGUUUUUUUUUUUCUAUGCCAAAGACUCUGCAGUCAACAUAAACCUGUGUAUAGCUUAUGGGAUUUGUAGAUCUAAGCACAUAGCCACCCUUCUCGGCUGUCAACAUUUGCACUCUCUGUCUACCAUAGGAAAUGCGAGCUGUGAACAAGCUGGAAAGAAAAGCCAGUGCGAUUACAGUCUGUCAAAAUAGUUUGGGACUUACUUUAUUUUUUCUUCUUUUUAUGGUUUGGAUACUGGAUUCCUGGGUAAUAUGUACAUUAAUUGAGCUCAAACUUCCACCAUGCACCCCUUUCUCCCUCUCUUCAGCUGUUAAAAAAAAACAGUGCAGCAGUGAGAACAGUAAGAUCUAAUGUCACACUUUGAGGUCCUCUACUCAUCACUGGUUGGCUCAUGCAUUUUUGAAAGCCACGACUGACUCUUAUGCAAUAUUUUGGACCUAAUCGGCUUUCAAAACUGCAGAAGCAGUCACAUGAACUAUAGUGUUCCAUAAAGGCAGCACACAGUCUUAUGGGUAUGCUUCUGCCCACACUCAGUGAGAAAUGCAGUAUUACACAAAAACCUAACCCACAAUAAUGCAAACCAUAAAGAAUAAGGUACAGACCAACUGAAUCUAACUUAAGCAGCUUAAUUAAUGAAUACAUGGAUACUUGGGAUGCAUGUAACUUAAGCAGCUUAAUUAAUGAAUACAUGGAUACUUGGGAUGUUUCCCUCUCAUACUGUAUACACACACACAUCUACCUAUCUCAAUAUACUGUAUAUGCAGCAUAUCAUGCAGGAUUGGUUUAUGUGCUUGGUGGUGCAGUGGCUGGUUCCAGCCCCUUGCAACCCAUUUUUGAAUUUGUUCUAAAAUUUCCAGUGCUUUAAUAUUGCUACAGUAGACUGCAAUUAUAAUGCCCUGGCACCUUAAUCAGGGGUUAUCAAGUUAAAUGCAUACCACCUUUCCCCAGAAAUGAUUACAUUUUAUAAACUGUAAAUUAAGGAAAAAAAAUCUGCUUAUUUUAAAUUCCACAAACAGAAAAGAAAUUAACAUAACACUAAAAGACCAAAGAGUUUUCCCUAAUUACUUUACAAGUCUUUUCAAGCUAAAAACACUGUCAGCCAUCUAACACUGAAAAAGCGUGUCUGUCCGAUUUGCCCAUCCACAAAGUUGUGCAUAUCUCCACCACAUUUUGCAGACUCCUCAUUUGUUUAGGCUGUUUUAUUCAGAUUUCAAGCUGAAUUAAUUUUUCAAUUUGAUAUUUGGUUAAGGUGUUCAGGGGCAAGAAUUGCUGCAAACUGUGACAUAGAGACAGUGUUUUACUUUUUAACCUCUGCAAUGAAGAUUUAUUUAAAAUAUACAAUAUCUGUUGCCCUUGCUGGGCUUGAGAGGCCACCCAACUUCACCAAACAAUAUAAAUUAAGAACAAAUCAGUCACUGUUCGUGAAAUUCAAAAAACAAAAAUCAAAAUACUCAGUGGUCGCCUACAUCCAAUGCCCUUUAUGCAAUUUGUGGUUCUCCUGUUGACCAGUCAGAAGUUUUUGGUCAGAUGGCUAAAUUACUAGAGGCAUAGCCAGUUCUUUUUUAGGAAUGCGUCAGUAGCAGAUGUCAGUAUUUUUAGAUUUUUUUUUUUUUAAUUUAAUUGGACACACUGUAUUCUACUACUAAUGCUGUUGUUAUCCACAUGUAAAAGUACAGUAGUGAGAGGUUGUGGUAAGACAUAGUUAGAAAUACAAGUUACUUAAAAACAGACCUAAUUUAACUAGGAUUUCUUCAUCCCUGCAUGUGCAACAGCCCAGGAUUUGUCCAGUUUGAAGAACCCACUCCCUGGCAGGCGUCACAGCACAUGUCUGUAUUUCACGCAGCAUUUUAACAUGUAAUUAGGCUUGUGUGCCUGAAUCCCAGAAGCCAUAGGAGGGGUUUCGAUCAAACACGUUACUUCCCAUUUGGCAAGCUCUUUCUGACUCUUUGACAAACAGAAUGCCAGAUGCUUGUGUAAUCCGCGUUAAAUUGUGACCUCUCAUUCACAGCAUUGAUUUUCAAAACUGAGAUUUGCACAUAAAUACACACUACAGGAGAGUCUGGUGCCAAUAUACUGGAGUGCAUCCACUGUUCCCUUUGCCUUUUAACCAAGUUUUGUUCAAUCUGCAAAACAGGGGAAUAGCAGAGCAGUUAAACCAUAGUUUCCGUUUCUUGCGCCAGAUGCGAUUGUAAACCCAAAAAAUGUUUUUUUCCUUAUUUUCCCUUGAGAGAUUAGCAGAUCCUGAGCAAUUACUUACUAUAUCUCUCAAGAAGCCUCUAACUAUAGAGAUCUCAUGCAGUGAAAUUCCUUCAGAUGAUGCAAACCAAGGCAGCAGGCAGCAGGCAGCACACUUGCCACACUAGCCCAACCCCAGCUCGUGGCUUCCUGGGUGUGAGUAUCCACUGUGACCACAAAGGUUUUUCUUUUUUCUUCAUUUCUUUUACUUUAUUACCAAAUCCUACCGUUUCACCAAGGAGGUUUGAACAGCAAACCUCUGAUGAAGUGAUACCAUGGAAGGAGGUGAGGGUUAGUGGAGAAAAGAGAGAGAGAGAGAAACACAAGGCCAAAUGCUUUCUUCACUGCCAUCUGACAACCACAGGUGAAUAGGCUACAAGAAAAGAUAAUGAGGAAGGGCUGGACUGCUGACUCACUCCUCCGAUAGUGCUCUUUGUGAAUGGUUUUCUCCAGCCAAUCUCUUUGCUCUCUCUGUAGGUGUUAAGGUUGCAGUCUGUUAGAAUCUUUUGCAAUAACAAGUCCCUUUUUGGUGCAAGUUAAUUUAUUCUGCAAACUUAAUGAAGAUAGCUUUAUAUACCUAUGGCCUCAGAAAGUUUUUUCCUUGGGAGGUAUAAUGAGGCUUGAGCUACAUUAUGCUCUGGCCAAGGUGACAAACCAAGUUUUUAUAGAUUAGGAAUUAUUAUCAUUAUAAACAAGCAACAGGAAGAACAUGUCAAUAAGAAAUACAACGCUCUACUUCUGAAAUGUUUGGGGAAUGUCUAGCUAUACAGACAUAAAUUGAAAUCAGACUCCUUAAGGUUCUGGCCAAUAAUUAAUUCAUUGGUUGCCUGCUUUCAGUUUUCUCAGUUAAACAUGUCUGAUUAAAAUUCAUACCACUUUUUGCCUUUCUCCGUGUUGGAAGGAAGGUCAAAAAGCACUUUUUUUUUAGAAGCGAGUAGAUACUUGUUCCUCCCUUUUGCUUAAACUUUGCAUUUAUGUGAAUAUUUAUGCAAAAUGAGUGCUGUUGAAAGAAAAAUGAAACAUAAAGCCCACUCAAUAAGAGCUUAAGGGCUGUCCAGUCAUAGCAUGACCAGUCUGUCGAUUGGCACUUUAUCAUCACCUGAAAGCCGUGAUGUACCUACGCACUGAAUUUUGUAAAACAGACAUAAAAUGGCCAACACAUUGUUAAAUACCCACUUCCUCAAAUUGCAUUUUGUUUCAAUAACAUUCCUACUCUUACUCAGUAUUUGAAAGUGGAAAUGUUUGUGAAGUAUUACUAAAAGCUCAGUAAAAAAAAACAAAUAUAGUAAUAUCCGUUUUCACUGUUCAAUGCUGAAGAAGGGAGAAUCCAUAAAUAAAAGUCAAACUAUCCUGCUGCAAGGAAAAAACAGAUGAUGUUUGUUUUUUUUUUUUUUUAGCAGGGGAGCAUGUUAAAUUGUACAGGCUGAUAUCUAGCAAUUAAUCACUCUGAGUUACAAUUUCCAAAAUCUGGUUGGCAAUCAUGGUCAACCAUCUAAAACACAAAAAAAUAUGUGAAUAGCUAAAAUACAUUUUGACAGCCCCAAAAUUGUUAUUUUAAUAAACCAUUUGAUACAUUUUUUAAUUUUGAAGGAUCUAAUCUCAAACUGGUUCAAUUCCAUGUUAGACACCAUAUAUAGAUUUUUAAAAUUAAUAUCAUCUGAGAUAUCCAUUAGAAAACAGAGUGGGGUUUGAGAAACAAAGAUCUAGAAUUUCCUCAUGGCAAGAACUGCUAACAGAAGUAGAUAAAGGGACUGUGGAGAGGGACGGGACUGCUCGUGUUAACUACUGUACAGGUAAAGACGAAAGGUGGGGUUUGGGGUUAGACAUCAAGUGGCAGCACUAUAUAGGACACAGAAAACCAAUAUCUGAUUACAGGAAAUAAAAAGUAGGUGGCAGUAACCCAUUUGUUAAGAAAAACCGCAAGCCUAAAUGACUUUUCCCUAUUUGUCAUCUUUGAGACUUGUCAAGCAAAAAACAAAAAAAGGUGCAGUAAUCACCAGCACUCUAAAGCAGGGCUGCAAAGGCUGAAGGUUUUUGUUCCAACCCAGUUGCUUAUUAGAAACCAAUCCUUGCCUCUAACAGAUGUUAUUUAAUUUCAUGGAUCGUUAAUGUUUUAAUCCUGCAAUGUCUGGUCAAUCUUAUACUGCAGAUAUUUUUAUUCCUUUCUAAGGAUAUCAUCCAAAUGAUUUCAAGCCUAAAAUUCUCAGUCCUUCACUUUUUUUUCUGUUGUUUCCUUCCAAAUGUUUUUUUAAACCAGAUAGUUCACAAUGAAUACACUUAGGUGUAAAUGCAUAACCGCUAGGUCAUCUGCAUCUUAUUGCUAAUAAGGAACGAUUAAAAACUGAGAAUGCUGCAGUUUAAGACUAAAAUAAGCAAUUAAUGGUGGGAAAUGUUAAAUAUCACUUGAGCAAUAAGUGGCUUCCUCAGUAAUCGCUGAUUUCUCAUUUAGCAAUUAGGUUAGAACAAAAAAGUGCAGACACUGCUGCCCACCAGGACCACCGCUGAUCAUCAGGUCUUUCAACAGCUGUGAAAAAGGGGGAGGUCAGUAGGGGGUUUGCCUUGAGGGAAAUGAGGGUGCGCUGUAUUCAUUGGAAAGGAAUCCAGUAUUCUUAGUAGCAUGUUAUUCUGAGGGUGGGACAUAUUUCUUGUUCUUUUUAGUAAAUAAGGAACAUAAAAGUGAAACUUAAGAAUACCUCAGGACACAAGACUUAAUGUUACAAAUUUACGAAGGUGAAUGUUUUUUGUGUUUAAAGAAAGAAAUCAAAACAAGCCAAAGCUGUCUUAACAGAGUAUUACAGGAUAAAGGGUAUCUUGCCACUUAUUUGCAACCUUUGAAUUCUUAAAAAUGUUUAGCAUCUUUAAAAUUUUAUUUUUUACAAAUAUGCUUUCACAAAGAAGUUUUGUAUUGUUUAUGUAAUUUUAUUAACUUUAAGAUGAAUUCAACCUUUAAAAUAUGAAAUACAAAGUUUCAAAGGGA